CAAGAGCCGCCUUCCUUGUUAUUUCACCGUGCCUUUGCCCGCCAGAGGGCGGCCUCUGCCAUGGCUGUUGCAGACGCCUGUCCCUUUCCCGUCCCGGCUUCGUUCUCUACCUCCCGCCGCGGCCCCCCCGGCUCUGCUUCCCUCUCAGCCGGCGGGCGAGCGGGCACUAGGUGGCGCUGCUCGCCCUGCUCCUCAGGGUGCAGCAUGGCGGCGGCGGCGGGCGCCUCGCCGCCUCAGGCCGGGGCUGCUGCCGCUGCCGCUGCAGCCGCCCCUGCCCCUACCGUGGUGGCGGAAGAGUCGUCGGACAGCGAGCCGGAGCAAGAGCCCGGCUCCCCGCAGAAGCUCAUCCGCAAGGUCUCCACGUCCGGCCAGAUCCGCCAGAAGACGAUUAUAAAAGAGGGCAUGCUGAUGAAACAGACUAGCUCAUUUCAGCGCUGGAAGAGGAGAUACUUCAAAUUGCGAGGACGAACUCUGUACUAUGCAAAAACGGCAAAGUCAAUAAUUUUUGAUGAGGUCGAUCUGACAGAUGCUAGCGUGGCAGAAUCCAGCACUAAAAAUGUCAACAACAGCUUCACGAUUAUUACUCCAUGUCGGAAGCUUAUCUUGUGUGCUGAUAACAGAAAAGAAAUGGAAGACUGGAUUGCAGCACUGAAAACUGUACAGAAUCGUGAACAUUUUGAGUCUACCCAGUACAGUAUGGACCAUUUCUCAGGGAUGCAUAACUGGUACGCCUGUUCACAUGCUCGACCAACAUACUGCAAUGUGUGUCGGGAGGCAUUAUCUGGGGUCACGUCCCAUGGACUCUCCUGUGAAGUGUGCAAAUUUAAAGCUCACAAGCGGUGUGCUGUCCGGGCAACUAAUAACUGCAAAUGGACAACGCUAGCAUCUAUUGGAAAGGAUAUCAUCGAGGAUGAGGAUGGAAUUUCAAUGCCACACCAGUGGCUUGAAGGAAAUCUUCCUGUGAGUGCCAAAUGUACAGUGUGCGACAAAACAUGUGGCAGUGUCCUGCGCUUGCAAGACUGGCGCUGUCUCUGGUGCAAAGCCAUGGUACACACCUCAUGCAGAGAAUUGUUACCAACAAAGUGCCCCCUUGGCCUUUGUAAAGUAUCUGUCAUUCCUCCCACUGCUCUCAACAGCAUUGAUUCAGAUGGUUUUUGGAAGGCCACUUGCCCCCCAUCUUGCACAAGCCCUUUGCUGGUCUUUGUCAAUUCCAAAAGUGGAGACAACCAGGGUGUAAAGUUCCUACGAAGAUUUAAACAGCUGCUGAAUCCUGCACAGGUCUUUGAUCUCAUGAAUGGAGGCCCUCACCUCGGUUUACGUUUAUUCCAGAAAUUCGACACUUUCCGAAUUCUGGUGUGUGGUGGGGAUGGAAGCGUUGGAUGGGUUCUCUCUGAAAUUGACAGCCUCAGUCUCCACAAACAGUGUCAGUUGGGAGUGUUACCCCUGGGCACAGGCAAUGACCUUGCCCGUGUACUCGGCUGGGGAUCUGCUUGUGACGAUGACACCCAACUCCCACAGAUACUGGAAAAGCUGGAAAGGGCCAGUACUAAAAUGCUUGACAGAUGGAGCAUCAUGGUAUACGAAACAAAGCUCCCUCGUCAGGCAUCUGCUUCUACAGUCACUGAAGAUUUCAGUGAAGAUUCUGAGGUGCAGCAGAUUCUCUUCUAUGAAGACUCUGUCGCUGCUCAUUUAUCAAAAAUCUUGACGUCUGACCAACACUCAGUGGUCAUCUCAUCAGCAAAGGUGCUCUGUGAGACUGUGAAGGAUUUUGUGGCUCGAGUAGGGAAAGCCUAUGAGAAAGCACCAGAAAGUUCUGAGGAGUCAGAAGUCAUGGCCAGAAAGUGCUCUGUCCUGAAAGAGAAGCUGGACUCUCUUUUGAAGACAUUGAAUGAAGAAUCUCAAGCAUCAUCAUCUCUGCCAAACCCACCACCUACCAUUGCAGAAGAGACAGAAGAUGGUGAUGGUUCUGGUAGCGCUUGUGAUUCUUCUAGUGAACGUUCAGUUGGAUCAUCAUGCACUUCCCGCCCUCAAAUAUUCCGACCACGCGAACAGUUAAUGUUGAGAGCCAACAGUCUGAAAAAAGCGAUUCGUCAGAUUAUAGAGCAUGCAGAAAAAGCUGUAGAUGAACAGAACGCUCAAACCCAAGAACAGGAGAGCUUUAUUCUGGGUCUCACCACCCCUGGAGAGGGAAAGGAGCUAAGAAAUGAAAAUAAAAUCUCCUUGCAGUCAUCACACCCUGGCAACUAUGGAUUUCCAAAAGGGAGGGGUCAUCGGAAAGUGAUCAAGUCUCCUUGUGAAAGAUUAAUAAAUAAAGGAAAUUUACUGGUGGGAAGCUCUGCCUCUCUUCCUCCCCAGACAGGAAAUAGGGACAAUCUGCCAAUGCUGAAUGCAAAGAUCCUCUAUCCCAAUAUCCGUGCUGGGGCAUCUGGUUCUCUACCUGGAGGCUCUGUCAUCAGCCGGUUGUUGAUCAACGCAGACCCAUUUAACUCUGAGCCAGAAAAUCUUGAUUGUUACAUAGAGAAGUGUGUAAUGAAUAACUAUUUUGGAAUUGGGCUGGAUGCAAAGAUCUCUUUGGACUUCAACAACAAGCGUGAUGAGCACCCAGAAAAGUGCAGAAGUCGUACGAAGAACAUGAUGUGGUACGGAGUUCUUGGGACCAAGGAACUGCUACACAGAACUUACAAAAACUUAGAGCAGAAGGUUUUGCUAGAGUGUGAUGGGCGUCCAAUCCCUUUGCCCAGUCUUCAAGGAAUUGCUGUCCUCAACAUCCCCAGCUAUGCAGGGGGCACUAACUUCUGGGGGGGCACCAAAGAAGAUGAUACAUUUACAGCUCCUUCUUUUGAUGACAAGGUCCUAGAAGUUGUAGCUGUGUUUGGUAGCAUGCAAAUGGCUGUCUCUCGUGUGAUUAAUCUACAGCAUCACCGGAUUGCCCAGUGCCGGACAGUGAAGAUAGCAAUCUUGGGAGAUGAAGGGGUUCCUGUGCAAGUUGAUGGAGAGGCUUGGAUCCAACCCCCAGGAUAUAUUUGGAUUGUUCAUAAAAACAGGGCACAGACGCUAACUAGAGACAGGGCAUUUGAGAACACCCUAAAGUCCUGGGAGGACAAACAAAAGUGUGAGCUGCCCCGACCUCCCUCUUUCUCACUCCACCCAGAGAUUAUAUCAGAAGAAGAGUCCACUCAGAUCAAUCAAUUCUGCCGAGCAGCAGGAGCUCUGAUUCACAGUAUUCAGGAAAUAGCCCAGUCGUACCAGGACAUGGAACAAGAACUUGCUCAUGCAGUCAAUGCUUGCUCCAAGUCUAUGGACAAAGUAUAUGCCAGAUCUAAGUCUACAGAGGGCCUGAACUGCAACCUUGUUGUAGAGAUGGUGAAUAACGUUAAAGCCUUGCAUAAUGAGACAGAGCUGCUCCUCGCUGGCAAAAUGGCCCUGCAGCUGGAUCCUCCGCAGAAGGAGCAGCUCCUUGCAGCCUUGACAGAAAUGGACUUUCAUAUGAGGAAGCUAGCAGAUAUCCCUUGGCUCUGGCAGCUCAUGGAACCCAGCGAUGAAGAGAACCAGCUGUUGGAUUAUUCUAAACGUAGCCGGAGUGGCAAAUUUCGUCUGGUGACAAAGUUUAAAAAGGAGAAAAACAACAAAAAUAAGGAGACUCGUAGCAGCUUGGGAUUGCCGGUUCACCUCUGGGGAACGGAGGAGGUUGCGGCCUGGCUUGAGCAUCUCAGCCUUUGUGAGUAUAAGGAUAUCUUCAUCCGACAUGACGUCCGGGGCUCUGAGCUCCUGCAUCUCGAACGGAGAGACCUGAAGGACUUAGGCGUGACCAAAGUGGGCCAUAUGAAGAGGAUAUUACAUGGGAUCAAGGAACUGAGCAAGAAUCUUCCUGUCAGCGAGGCUUAACUUCUGUUUUCAGAGCUUGUAUCUACCAUUCCCCCUGAUGUCUGCACAACUGACACCUCAAAGAGUGGACUUGUUAAGAAUUGUCUCUGUGGAUCAGCCAAACACUGUCAGUGUUCAGAGCUCAUAUUCAAACUAUCAUGGUGCUACCAUUCUGGUAUGGGCUAUCCAAUCCGAUGGCACCUUGUGUUCAAAGCCAGUGUUACUUUGUCCUCACCAACCACCUCCUUUACAUAGGCCUGGGCACACUCUCUGCAUAAUAGACUCUUUCACCCACCCCAGUAAAGCAGCUUGUGAGCCAGUAACUUUUUGUAGAUGGAUGAGUGCUCCAGCUAGUCACAGAACCCAGUAUUCUAACUUCUGAGGAUUGCGCCAAAUAUUAUGAGCAGUGAAAAGGCACCUGUUCAAAACUCACACAUACAAGAUGACAAAAAUGGGCUAUUGAGAUAAAUGGGAUUAUAAACUUCCAACUUAGGACAACGUAAAGGGAAAAAAAGAAAUAUAAUACUAGACUACUAUUAUACUGUCUCUGUCCUGUAUACCAAGGGGAAUCAAAUUCAGGACAGAUUAUUUUGCCCUUUCUGUGGAACCAGAGAGAUGAACUGAUCAUUGAUGACAAAAGUUGCUAUUUCUUCUCUGAGGACAUUUUUUCUUCAAAGCCAUAUACAGGAACAUUCUCCUGUGAUUCUGCUCUAUAAUGCUCCCGGAUGCAGAAGGCAUUGGAAUUACAUGUUGUUCUAGGGACUUGCACCAAAUGCUUAAAACAUCAAGUGCCUAGAAAUACUGAAAUGUCUCAGAAGUGCAUCUAAGAUAUGAAAAUAUGCUGAUUCCUGAUUACAUUACUUGUUCUAUGUAUAACCUCUGGUUCUACCAAGUUAAAAAAAAAAAGAUUGACACUUCUGGAAACAGUAAAAGAAACCAUUGUCAAAGAAGGGGUCCUUCUGUGCAUAGGUUUAGGCAGGGUAUAAUUUGUAUUUCCUUUCUGUGACUCUUUCCCAAACUUUAAAAGCCAGAGCAUCAUUGCUUAAAAUGUGUAAAAUAUCUUCUCUGUUUUAGGAGAACCUCUGCCAGAUUCUUCACUGGUGUACUUUCACUGAAUUAUUCAGGAUUUUCCUUCCUAAUUAUUUUGUCAUUGUAUCUAGUCUUGUUUCCUUCUGCCACUUCUUGAGGAUGACAUGGUAUUAUUUAUGGGGGGAAACAGUCACAUUUGCAAUAUAGAUUGUUAUAUGGAGAAAGAGGGAGAGAGAGAGAGAGAGAGAGAGAGAGAGAGAGAGAGAGAAUAUCUUAAACCUGAGCCCCACAUCUCUGCUGGCUCUGUUCAGUUAUCACUGUUUGCAGAGAUAUUUUGCCUUACUGGUACAGAUUACUCUCACUGUGUUGAAUUCCCUGUAUACACUAGACUAGAGGAUUGUGAAUGGCAGGUCUUCUUGGUAUUAACCAGAAAGUUCACCCAUUAGAUUCUUUAAUUUACUAUGAUAUGAUUGAAGGUUUGUGCCAGACUUGAUAAGGCCUCCAUCAAACAGAAGAUACUAAAGAUUAUUCCUGCACUGUAUUAUGGGUAAUAACUGUGUGUUAGCCUCUUCCAUUUCCUAGUAAACACCUCAGGGAGUAGGAUCAUCAUAUGAUAACUGGAGGAACCCUAAGCGAGGAAUUGACAUUUUCUAUUCUUUUAAAAAUCAGUAUCAGUGGAAGUAAUGUAUUACUUGGCUUUUGGGCUUCUCCCUGAAAUUUCAUGUGGAGUCAAGAUGUUUUCAUUUUUAGCUUCUGAGUAAAUUGUUCUUGUCCUAAAAGGAGCAGCUUUGCUAAAGUCCCUUGGCUCAAAAUGAUAGGAUCCCUUUAUUUCUGUAUUGCAAUCAGGUGACAUCACCAUUUGAUAAUCUCUGAUGUUUGUAAAGAGUUCUGGAUUGCAUCAGUGCAGUUUUUAUGAGGGAUUAACCCUUUGACUGAUAUCACCCCUUCAGUACAUCUCUAUGUAUUUCUUUGUAAGGAUCAUUUGGCGUCUUGGGCCUGAGGAUCAGGAGGUGCUCCACUUUUUAUUUCCAUCUAGAAAAUGAGAUUUGUGCUUAAGUUGGGUACCAUUUCAUUUGCACUAGAUAUAUUGAGAAGGAGGAGAUGAAGUCUAGAAUUAGCACAUCCUAAACCUAUUACAGUGCACUGGAAACAAGCUAGUCUCCUUGCAACAUGGGAAUCCUAUAUCUCAUAUGUUAUAAACAGAUAUCAGUGCAGCUGAGCAAAAUGAGUAUUUAACUACUAUGGAGUUAUACCUCUGGUACCUAGUAAAAUACUGGUUGGAAAAUGUCUUUAUGGCCAAGCAAAAAUAACAAAAAAGACUGGGAGAAAAGACACACUUUUAUGAGUGCCAUAACAAACUAGAUAUUAUAUUUUGUGAUUUUAUUUUUUAAAAAUUACACUUAAGGCAUAAGGUGAUCCUAUGCUUUGGACAUCAACCACUUUACACUUUUUAAGUAUUUUGAGUUGGUAACAGGACAGGGUUUUGCUUUUGAGGGGUGCGGUUGGGAAUGGUGCUUUUGAAUGUUUUAUGCCCAUUUUGCUUAGCACUAUACUGGAAUAUUGCCUACUAGUGUUUUGUAGUGGGUCCAUCACAUUCGGUGUAAGUAUAUUCACUAUAAAAGUUUUACCCAAUAAAGUGCCAAUCCUGAACUCCUAUUGAAAGAAGGUUAUAUCUUAAUAACAUGGUUUAGUGUGUGAUUUAAAAUGAAAUAGCUUCUUAGUGCCCAAAAUAUCCACCUUCAAUUCAAUGCAGCUCUUAGACACAUAUAUGAAUGUGCAGGAUAAUCCUAUGCAUGUAUACUCAGAAAUGAGUUCCACUGAAUUGUAUGUGUCUUAUUCCCAAGUAAGCAUCCACAGGAUUGCAGCCAAACUUAUAUUUAUUCACAUUGUCAGUCUGUAGACACACAAGGAGUAAAAAUUCCAAUUAAUACUGCAUCUCUAAUAGGAACUGUAAAGAGGCAUUUGGUGCCAGUAUCUCUUGAAAAGCUCUGACCAUCUAUAUCAUAUUAAAAUUGUUUUUUAGUAUUAUUUAAAGAUGAAUAUAGUAUGUGAUAAAUGAAAGACUGUUUACACAAAACUCCUUGUAUCUUAACAGAUAUGUGUGUGAUGUAAAGAAGAAAAGAAAAUUGUUUUUAUAAGUAAUUUGAUGUCUGUAUUGUUGCCCACCAAUGACUGUUCCUCAGGAGUGUCGUAACCAUUCCGGUAAUCUGUCAAAAACAUAGGGAAGCAUUUCCAUCCUGUACAGUCUUGGGAAGAAGGUUUUGUGCCUUAAGAAUGAAACCUGAUAUUUAUUAUUUUAAUUUAUACAGUGAUUACCAUGGAAACACCUCUUGUAUGUACAUAUUUUGCAGCUGAUGGUUGUAAAUAUAUUGUUCUUGUAUAUAAAGAAAAUCUGUUUGUGA
Molecule: messenger RNA, 7295 nt
Organism: Hemicordylus capensis (graceful crag lizard)
Lineage: Eukaryota; Metazoa; Chordata; Lepidosauria; Squamata; Cordylidae
Gene: DGKD
Product: diacylglycerol kinase delta
Exons: 30
Coding region: 61-3885 (1274 amino acids)
Biological process (GO): intracellular signal transduction; diacylglycerol metabolic process; lipid phosphorylation
Molecular function (GO): ATP-dependent diacylglycerol kinase activity; protein homodimerization activity; protein heterodimerization activity
Source: RefSeq, a predicted model, not a curated record